CGCCACACAGUGUGGUGGGCCACACCACGGGUUCUAUGUCCGUGGGAUGCUUUCUGAACAAAUUAUCAUGAGCAAUACACCUACAAAGAGGUGUGCUCUGUUUCAGUAGAGAGCUGUUACCACGGUACCACGAUCCACAAUGACAAACUGCACUGUAACGUGCUAUAACUCGACGGAUGGAAGUCAAGUCGACAUUCAAUCAGAGGCGGAAAUAUUUGCAUUCGUGAUGAUCACAUUGACAAUUCUAGGAGUUGGUGGAAAUAUGCUCUGUGUGGUGGUUCUCUUGCGAGUUCAACAAACAGUGAAAGGAACACGUCUAUUGAAACAUCUUUCAAUCACAGAAAUAUUCGCCCUCGUGCUCUGCCUCCUCAGCAAAACCUUACCGGACUUCAUAACUGCAAGACAUAUCUCUACAAGUCUAAAGCCGUUUGUGUCUCCUCUUGCGUUCACGGUAUACACAUACGAAAUAUACCUGACUGUGUUAAUUGCAAUGCAAAGAGCACUUGCUUUAACUAAGCCCCUGAUGUUUGAUAUAUAUGUGCACAAAUCUACCAUAAACAAGAUGUUGAUCUUCUUGGGAAUCGCAUCAAUCGCUUUAAGCGUUCCUCAUUGGAUUGCCCUCAGUCCUCAAUUGUACUUUGAUCAGGAACUCAACAGAACAUGGCUCCACGCAAAUGGUAAUCCGUACCGAACAUCGUACGGAUACUCCGUGUUUUAUUCGGGAUAUGUCACCUUCAUCGUCCAGUGCUUCAUCCCAGUUAUAGCUCUCACCAUUUCUAACUGCUGUCUAAUUUAUUCAAGAAUUCAAAUGACACGGAGGUCCGUGCUGCCAAAUGACAACGGUAAAAAACUUAUUGUAGUUGUCAUUGCCAUUACAUCUAUAUCGCUUGUCACACAUUUAAUUUCUGCAGCAGCAAUGUUGUUUCAAGAAAAUCCCUAUAGUUUAAGAUUAAAAGAUUUAUUCAUAGUUGUUAAACUUUCAAUAAACUUUGUAUUUUAUUCCCUCUUUGGUAGAGCCUUUAGAGCAACUUUGUUGAUAGUCUGUGGAGUAACGAGGAGUUCUGUCAUUGGUAAAACGGCGGACGUAACGUCUAUAUAAUAUCAUUUGAUGGUUAAUACAUGAACCUAGCAUCAAUAUAUCCUUUGUUAAUACAUGGAACGAUAUUCAGGGUAUGGUAGAACGAGGGACUUAACAUCCAUAUAGCCUUUGCUAAAACACGGAACUGUAUUGAUAACACUUAUGGUUAGACCUGUAGAACAGGUGCUGGUACAAUGACAGAUAAUGGUAACAUCGGCAUACCUUUAUAAACACACGCAGCAACUGACAGGGUACGAGUAUUUGUAUUAGGCAAUUAAAGCAGGAACUGCUGUAAUAACGGACUUAACAUCCAUAUUCCCUUAUAAGUAUAGAUAGUACUGGAGAGUAUGGAAGUCAUUUUAAUUUUUGUAAUCGUGAUGGUUAAAACACGAUUGCGAUAAUACCAUAUACUAAUACCACCAUUGCAAAUGAAUUUCGAUAGUACUCUGGCUUCAGUGGACAUGGUGCCAGGCCGAACAUGUCUCAGCUUCAGUAGAUUGUUAUGGAAUUUGUGGGAGGUACCGCUUAUCAUGCUUGCUAGUGUAAAUGAAAUUGUUUAUGUGUUCUGACUAGCGGAUGGUAAAGUAUUAACUAUAGGUAGCGAUAAUAUGUAUGUUUUUCAUUGUUUUCGAUAGUCAAAAUAGUAUCAUGUCAAAUCUCCAUAUUAACGCUUGCCAUGUAUGUAUUGUCAUCGGACCAUAGACAAUGCAUUGAAAGGCAUUGAUAAUUAAAUCAUUCGUUACGCCUCUAACAAUCAUAUAUAUACUACACAGAAACAUAGGAUCUACCC
Molecule: messenger RNA, 1868 nt
Organism: Haliotis rufescens (red abalone)
Lineage: Eukaryota; Metazoa; Mollusca; Gastropoda; Lepetellida; Haliotidae
Product: FMRFamide receptor-like
Exons: 2
Coding region: 140-1099 (319 amino acids)
Cellular component (GO): membrane
Source: RefSeq, a predicted model, not a curated record